AAGGGAACGACUACAACUUUAGCCACCAGCACAUCCGUGAGCAUGGGUCCGUCAGCUUACGGCCCUUUCCAGUACUAAGCCGCCAGCUAGAAGACUCGUCAGACCAGACUGUACCUACCAGAGUCACAUAUGUCCUUUGGACCCCGCGUGCUGACCUAACAUAUUGAAUAACUAACUAGUUAACCCCCAACAAGUGAUGCCACCACCUGCGAGAUCUUUCUUCUACUGCUGUCAUUUGUGAGCGACUUACUAAAGGAAGUAGAUUCCAUUGUGGCAGGGAACCAGCAUCAAAACUAUCAAGGGGCGUCCAGCUAUUGAAGGGUGAGCUGCGGACUUGCUAUGAAGCUUUAGGAUAUUGGUCUUCAAGCAGAGUGACAUCAGCUAUCUCAUGCCGUCGCUUGCGGGACUACGUUUUGUUCAUGGCCAUGCUUCCUUAUCCGACACUGCCCUUUUACGCAGAAAGAAGAAGGAGUUCGACUCACCUAAUAAUGUGGAGAUUGUGAGGUCCUUGUCCCAUGUCCGUAUGCCCAGGGUGUUCCAAGUCGCGGAAUCCAAGAACAGCAACAAGCAAGGCUACGAGUCGCCGGACCGUAUAAUAUCGCUUUACUCCCCUAGUCUAAACUCGAACCAGAACAGAUCCUCGAUGUCGGACCCUACACUGAACGCGAUUGUCAUUGACGGUUUCGACUCAGAACCCUUUGAGAACCGCUCGUCAACACGGGCCAUAUCCCCCAUGGCUGAACACCCACGCAAUACAAAGAGAACCCCAUCGGGGCCUCUCAAACAAAAGCUGCACCGGGAGAAAUCGUUGGAGAGUACAAUGAGGACGUCCGUACACCUAGACUCGUCGGAUGAAUCGGAUGCUGACGAUGCUGCGAGCAUUGCGUCUUCAUCGACUAUAUCACCAAUCUCUGACCACGUACCACAUGGAUCAGGGACUCGUUGGCGACGUUUCUUUCCUGAGCUGUCUUCUCAUUUCAGCCUCAUAUCUUCUAUCGGCCAGGAUGCUCAGCAGGGCAGAGUUUCUCCCCUGAGUGACAGUUAUCACCACAGUUUCUCCGAGAACCACGUCCAGAAUACGACUCGGAUAAGUGAAUCGUCUAUGUCAUCGCAAGACCUUCUUGAGAAUGGUUCCUCAUGUUAUAGUCGCAGAAGCUCAAUCACAAGUGUUGGCUCGGACUCGCCCAUUCCAGAUCGCAAGGCAGACGAUACUUACUCCGUCAUGUCGCCGACAAGGGCAGGGGUCUUCGACGACUUACGCUCCUCACAAAGGUGGUACAUGAAAUCCUCAAGGGAACACCUCUUAGUCGAUGUUCUGGUGAACAAACCCCUACCUGAAGAACCUCCAAUUAAGAUGUCACCAUUGGCGAUACGUCGUCCUAAUUCGACCUCCGACGAUGGUGAUCGAUCCCAAACUCGGACUUUGGUAUUACGCAGCAGCCGUCGCAACGGGUAUAGGGACUCUACAAUGAUUUCCACAACCAGAAAGUAUGACUUGGAUGCAUUGGAUGAGGCUUUUCAGCGUUCCAAUCCACGAAAUAUGCCGCAGGCCGAGGAGAAUGGACCUUCUCCGUCAUUGACGGAAGCCGCUCAGGAACUGGAGGAUGAGCUCGCUAAAUAUGCUGCAAUUGAGGAGACACCAGACAUCCUUACAUGGCCAUUGCAGAGAAGCAGAGGUGCUACGGAAAUGGUUGCUACGCGAUCACCACCUCCGCCGGUCAUUCUACGAUCAUUCAGUCAAGGUCCGUUGUUACCUGGAGAAGAUAAACAGGAGCAACGCAGGAAAAUGGAAAACGCCAAGUCUUCCCGAGACUCAAAGAGAAAUAGAAUGAUUCGAAAGUCUAGAGCGCGUUUCUCUUUCUCUGUUUCCGGCCUCACUCGCAGAAAAAGUAACGAGUCAGAUGGCCAUUUUCGUUCACUGAGCAGCCAAAGCCUGGAAUCUGCAAUUGACGACUUAGAUGAAAGGAUAAAAGAAAAGCCCAAGAUUGGCGUCCUAGUCGGAAGGACAAAUGGGUCAGUUGGGUUUAGAAGUCCUAUGGCUUCUUUCCAUGAUUCCGCUAAAAUUGCGACGACCGAACUUGAUAACAAUGGCGACCAAUCCCAUAAAAGAAGGACUUCGACAUCGAGUGAGAAACUACGGCUACAACUCCCUCGUCUUCAGACUGAGAGGAUACAGCGUCUUUCGAACCAGUCUAUGGAGUCUCAUUCUCACGUCAAAUGGCACGCUAGAGACAACAGCAACCAGAAAGACGAGCCUCUUCUCUCUGGUUAUUAUGUAGAGAGCCCCGAGUCGUCCACUCUCAAUCGGCAUAUGAAUGCAGUGGAGCUUCCAUCAGUAUCAGAAACUCCGCAGUGGUUUAAUACUCGACGUAUGUCCAGUAUAUAUGAACUUGACGCUGGAAUGCCGUCCCCUGCUAUCAAAGAUUGCGAUGUCGUACCGGAAGUCAAGAUCCCACUACCCGCAGAUAUCCCGGAGGAAGUCAUCCUGGGUAUCCUUCAGAAGGUCGAUACGCUAGAGGAUCUCUUCGCAGUUGCUUUAACGAACAGAAACUUUUACCAGACGUUCAAGCGUCAUGAACUCGACCUCAUGAGGAACGCACUGUUCAAUAUGACACCGGCGGCUUGGGAACUGCGCGAAAUGAGCCCACCACGGAGCAGCGAAUGGCAACAUCUGAGAGAUCCCGAUGCUCCAGUGCCCACAUACACACCGAGUCUCUAUCUUCACCAUUACGUUAAGGAUAUCUACACAUUAGCGCAUGUGAAGUCGCUCCUUCUGCUGCGAUGCUCAUCCUUAUUACGGAGAGAGACGGUCAGUGGCCUCGCCGGCCUUGACACGGUUAGAGCUGCAGAGAUUGACGAUGCACUGUGGAGGAUAUGGACAUUCUGCCGCAUCUUCGGAUCUGGUAAAGGCCGUGAAAAUGAUAUUCGUGGCCAGAUAGACUGGCUAAACGGCGGACAGCAAGCAAAGCAACGAAUGAAAGACCCAGCGACUUUGGUGGUCGAAUCUUUCAGUAUGAAUGACGUGCUGUUCGAGCCUCCCCAAGGAUUCGCUCAAGGCAACGGAGAGGGUUUGUCCACAGCGCAACUGUACGAUAUGACUGAGAUCUGGACUUGUCUUGGUGUUCUUCUUCAGCCGUGUUACGGAAUGCGUGCGGAAGCUCGUCGCUUCGGCGUUUUUGAUGGACAGGAUAUGAAAACGGGGGACAUUGCAAAGGAAGAAGCAGUGCUUGAGGAGUGGACUCAUUAUGUCCUCACGUUGGGACUAUCAGCCGUGCUCAGCAUCAGCUCUUUAUGUCCUGCUGAAUCUGCGGAGACAACUUUCCGCAGGGCCCAGAAACUGGGUUUGACCAAAUGGUCUCCUACGGAGACUGGGGCAAGCCGCGCAUCGUUUCUGAAAGAAGCGGUCUCGCGCGCUUACAAGGAGCGAACUAGAGAUUACCUGCAACCGAAACAGGAAAAACCAUCUAUCGUGGACUCUGGCAAUGCAUCACCGGAUUCGCCACAGUCUAGCCCCAAUGGUUCAACCAGUGAUGCUUCAGUAUAUCAGCAGAAGAUCCCCGUGGAUGGUUUCCCGUGGGAAUCUCCUGAUGAUCAACCUCCGCAGUAUAGCGAACAGCCCGACAGUCCCAAUGGCGCGGCUACUGAACUAUCCCCUAUCUCCAACUAUCCCUCAGUCAUGAACCGUCUUGAAGACCAAUGGAGGAGAGAAGCCUUGAGUGCUUCCGGAUCCUCUAUUGUUCCCGACAUGCAGCGUGUUUCUGGAACCAACGUCUUCGUCCCGAUAUCUACCAGUCGCCCAAUGUCUACCGUUCCUUAUCUCGGAUCGUUGAUCGAACAACCAACUAGCGGCCAAAUUCUCGAUCCUGCAGAUGAAGCCAUAUACAGGAUGGUCUACCAACUCGGCUUCACAGAAGACGAUGCCAAAUGGGCCCUCAAGAUCACCGAUACAGGCGACUCCGUCAAACCCGACGCUGCCGUCAACCUUCUACUCAGGGAGCGCAAGAAGCGCGAGCGCGGUAAUCGGUUCUCGAAGCUGAAGCGGGGCUCCUCAAACAUGGAUCAUCCACCGGGUACUCCCCUCCUUGAUCCAAAGUCUCUAUCGAAUGCCCCCGGGUGGAGAUGGGCUUGACUUGACUUCACUUCACCUCACCACAAUUCCGCGCGUUAUCUUGUUUUUUUGUAAGAUUCUGUACUUAGAAUCGCUUGUGAACAUACGUAUUGUUGACAAUCGUUCGAUACCCUAUUCCCAUUCUAGAGAUUUGUUGAGCUUCGAUCUGUAUACAUAUGUCUCUUUGCCUUUUUAUAUAUUCUCGUCUACUAUUCCCAUUCAUA
Messenger RNA from Paecilomyces variotii, 4332 nucleotides. Its product is annotated as F-box domain protein. Bases 389 to 4129 code for a protein of 1246 amino acids. The transcript has 3 exons. Lineage: Eukaryota; Fungi; Ascomycota; Eurotiomycetes; Eurotiales; Thermoascaceae. The record is from RefSeq and is a predicted model, not a curated record.